Herpailurus yagouaroundi (jaguarundi) is the source of this 2311-nucleotide messenger RNA. It is a transcript of the gene FKBP8, whose product is annotated as FKBP prolyl isomerase 8. Gene Ontology annotation, molecular function: protein folding chaperone; protein binding; peptidyl-prolyl cis-trans isomerase activity. Gene Ontology annotation, cellular component: mitochondrial envelope; endomembrane system; cytosol. Bases 759 to 2027 code for a protein of 422 amino acids. The record is from RefSeq and is a predicted model, not a curated record. Gene Ontology annotation, biological process: negative regulation of apoptotic process; protein folding. NCBI's taxonomy places the organism in Eukaryota, Metazoa, Chordata, Mammalia, Carnivora, Felidae. The transcript is spliced from 8 exons.
CAGCUCCGAGCUUGGGGCCUGGGGGAAGGGGACAGUUGAUGGCCCAAGGAAGAGGCUGUAGAAUGCCACCGGGGUCUUGAUCACUCUUGUAAAGGAGGCUACUUUGAGAAUGGUCUGGAGGCUUGAGAAGAGGAGAAAGGGCUCCCAGGGAAGAGUUUGGGCCAGGGUCUUUGGUGUUGGGGGAGUGGUAUUAGGUUCAGGUUAUGGAAAGAGAAGGCUUGGGAUUUCUAGGUGGCUCCCCAUAGGAGAAGGGGCAGCUGAAGGUAGGGAGCCCUGGUGAAGACUCAAUUCCCUUUGGGCUCUAAAAAUAGACUUCGUGAGACUUCAGUCGCCCUAAAAAAAUCCCAGCACCCCCUUUGGGCAUUUAAUCAGAUAAGCCCCAGGUUCAAAUUCUGCCCCUGCAGUUGCCUUGCUCUGUGACCUUGGGUAAAUGACUUUGCCCCUCUGGGCCUCAAUUUCCUUUUCUGCAAAAUAUGGGGGAGGGGAAUGUUUCCUACUUCUCUGGGUAUUUAUAAAGACUAAAAGAUAAUUAGCUGUAAUAAUAGCUAACAUUGUUUGGGACUGAUUGAUGUCCAGGGCUUGGUGGUUCUUUCCCCACUAGUAUAGAUGAGGAAAUUGAGGCCUGGAGCCCCUGAGUCACACAGCAAGUGUUUGGCAGCGUGGCGAAUGGAUGCAGAGGAGAAUUUGAGGGGCUGGGUGGUGGGAUUCUUACCCCAUCCAUUCCCCCCACCAGGGCCAAUUCCCGUCCCCCCAGCAGCAUGGCAUCCUGUGCGGAGCCCUCUGCCGCGGGUCCUGAGCCCGCUGCCCCACCGCCUGCUGGGGUCCCACCACUUGAGGACUUCGAGGUGCUGGAUGGGGUGGAAGACGCAGAGGGCGAGGAGGAGGAGGAGGAGGAGGAGGAGGAGGAAGAUCUGAGUGAGCUGCCACCACUUGAAGACGUGGGGCAGCCUCCACUGGAGGAGGCUGAGCAGCCUGGGGCCCUUGCCCGAGAAUUCCUGGCCGCCAUGGAGCCUGAGCCCGAGCCCGCCCCAGCCCCUGAUGAGUGGCUGGACAUCCUGGGCAAUGGGCUGUUAAGGAAGAAGACGCUGGUCCCAGGCCCACCCGGCUCAAGUCGCCCAGCUAAAGGCCAGGUAGUCACUGUGCAGCUGCAGACUUCGCUGGAGAAUGGCACUCGGGUGCAGGAAGAGCCAGAGCUGGUGUUCACACUGGGCGACUGCGAUGUCAUCCAGGCCCUGGAUCUCAGCGUUCCGCUCAUGGAUGUCGGGGAGACAGCUAUGGUCACUGCUGAUUCCAAGUACUGCUAUGGCCCCCAGGGCAGCAGGAGCCCAUACAUCCCCCCCCACGCGGCCCUGUGCCUGGAAGUGACCCUGAAGACUGCCGUGGAUGGACCCGACCUGGAAAUGCUCACGGGGCAGGAGCGUGUGGCUCUGGCCAACCGGAAGCGGGAGUGUGGCAAUGCCCACUACCAGCGGGCCGACUUCGUGUUGGCUGCCAAUUCCUACGACCUCGCCAUCAAGGCCAUCACCUCUAGCGCCAAAGUGGACAUGACAUUCGAGGAGGAGGAGCAGCUCCUGCAGCUGAAGGUGAAAUGUCUGAACAACCUGGCAGCCUCCCAGCUGAAGCUGGACCACUAUCGUGCAGCGCUGCGCUCCUGCAGCCUCGUGCUUGAGCACCAGCCCGACAACAUCAAGGCGCUCUUCCGCAAGGGCAAGGUGCUGGCCCAGCAAGGGGAGUACAGUGAGGCCAUCCCCAUUCUGAGGGCAGCCCUGAAGCUGGAACCUUCCAACAAGACGAUCCACGCAGAGCUCUCGAAACUGGUGAAGAAGCACGCAGCCCAGCGGAGCACAGAGACCGCCCUGUACCGGAAAAUGCUGGGCAACCCCAGCCGGCUGCCUGCCAAGUGUCCUGGCAAGGGUGCCUGGAUAGGGCUGGUUCCCCACCAGCCUUCAGGGAUGGAUCUGCAACCCAGGCCUGACCAAUCAGAGCGUUCUAGCACCCUGGCCACAGUGAUUGGCUCCACACUGUGACCCACAAUGAGCCAAUCAAAGCCUUCCCUGAAACUUCUUGACCCAGAGGAAGUAGAUACUCUUCUACUCUAGAGGAUGCUGAGUUGGGGCUGAUGGCCUGGUACUGCUGUGGUUAUCUUUGUCUCUAUGAAGAGGGUCCUGAGAGUGAAGGCCAUCCAGAGAGCAGAGCUGAGAGAGAGAGAGACUGAGUCACGGUGAUCCUAUUCAGCUCCUGGAGCUAGCUGUGCCCCGCCCCAGGUCUAUCAUUUCUUCACUCUUUUGAGCCAAUAAUUGUUUUUGCCUGA